This is a messenger RNA of Hyaloscypha bicolor E, 570 nucleotides long. RefSeq lists its product as uncharacterized. NCBI's taxonomy places the organism in Eukaryota, Fungi, Ascomycota, Leotiomycetes, Helotiales, Hyaloscyphaceae. The coding region runs from base 142 to 489 and encodes 115 amino acids. The record is from RefSeq and is a predicted model, not a curated record. The transcript is spliced from 2 exons.
UCAUAUACUAGACCGAUUCUUCUGUGAUGAAGGAUGGCUUCAUUCCCCGUCUCCAGUUCUCUUUGUAUUAUCUGUUCUCCCUUUCAUUCUUCCGGGGGCUAUUUCCAAUCCUCGCCGCUAUUUGCAACUUGAACCAGAGAAAUGGCCAAGAUCAUGGAAGCUGGGAAGCCCCAAGAGCCAAGGAAACGCGUCAACGGUGCUCCGCAGGAGCCACGAGCCGUGGAAGGCCCUCCUAUGCCCCCUCCCCUUCCGGCCGAUGAUGUUUUGAUUGAGAAGACUCCAUUGCAAAAGCGACAGCGCCGGAAUCUUACUGACGCGGAAAGGUUGGAGGUAGCAGCAACCCGCAAAAGAGGUGCUUGCGAAGAACAUCGAAGAAAGAAAGAGAAAUGUCGCCAUCCACCGAAACAGUAUGCAACCGGCGGUAUCGGCACUGAUGGAGCUACACCGCUCUUCAGCGGUCAGAAUCCCAGAAUUCAUGGUGUUCUGUAACAUCUACCGCGAGCCGCUAUAGUGAAACCUCCAACCUGGAGGAAGACCGCUUAGUGGCGACAAGUGUCACUGCUGGUCCCU